AUGGCCGCCCAGACCGUUGAUCCUCUAGCUGACGAGCUCGCUCUGGGAUGGGGUGAAGACACGAUUUACUGCGAAGCGACUUGCGACCCCGAAGAUGUCUUGUACGAAGGCUCAGACGACGAGAACUACGAUAACCCUAUGUCACGAAAACUGCGUAUCGAAGCAGCCGGUCAAAGAUUUCUCGACGGAAAGGCUCCAGUCCUCUUGACCGCAUUGCUCAGAGGUCCCUUUGAUGCGACGUCCUCGAACUGGGUUAACCCUUGGCGUUCAAAGCACCGAACGGCUGGAAACGCAAGAAUAAUAAGGACGUCGCCAGGGAAAUUGAAAAGGUCCGCCAAUGUUCGACGCAACGUAUCUAUACCAGAGACAGUUCAGCCGGCUAGUGAUAGUCUGGAAUGUCACCUCCCGAGCCCCGAAAGCCUCAACCAAACUUCCGAGACCGAAACACACCCUUAUUUGGAAGAAGAUGAGCUGGCCAAGGUCCGAGAAUGGAGAGAUGCCGUGGAUGCUGAGAAGAAACCGAAGGACGAGUUUUGGGCAUCAACACCACAAGGGUCAUUAUCUGAGAGAAAGCGAAAGGCCAAGGGAUCAUCAUGGUUGAAACAUUUGGCGAAUAAACGACGAAGAACAGAUGUCACGGAAACGGGCUCCAUUGAUACUCCGGUCCCGUCCCGAAAUCAACCUUCGCUCUCAGCUACGGCGUUCAACACAUCCUUUUCAAGUGUCCCCGAUCGGUUGCCGUCUUCCGCCAUUGCGAAAAAGAGAUUCUUCUCAACACCAAGCAAAGUCUCAGUUCCCCAACGAGGCUCUGUACCCGGAACUACUGAUUUGAGAGCUCAAGAUGAAACGGCUAGCAACAAUCUAACACGUCGCCCAGCUUUCGAGACCCAAGAAGAUGACAGUUUCUGUUUCAAAAUGCGACCAAAGCUCAACCAGGCUGUGGAAACUGCAUCCAUGCCCAGAGAUGAGGACACUUGGUCCGGCCUGUCAUCCCCUAAUGACGACUUGGCCAGCACAAUAUCCGAAAACAGCACACCAAUAGAGGAAGGGCGCAGCCUACGAGACUCGGAUGUUGCGAUGGAAAUUGACCAAAUUGCUGUGACAAGCCCUCUGUCAUCCAUUUCAAGCAAGGAGUUUCAUGGAUUCGAUGUUUCUGACAGCCGGAUGAUUGACACCACGACAUCUGAUUCGGAGCUCACAAGUUGUCCUAGUCACGUGUCAGCGGAAGACGGAAUGGUGCUCCUUGCUGAAGAAAUGUAUAGCGAAUGUCAAUCAACCACAGGGUCAGAAGAUGAGGACAUGGGUGGGACAACCGAUGUCACCAGCAGCCUGGCUGUAACUGAAAACCACGAGGACAGUGUAACUGCUUCUGUGGAUGAAUCUAGCGAAGAAGAGGAAGAGGAAGAGGUUGGCAAAGCGAAAGCCACUGAAGUCGUAUCCCCAACAACAACAACAAUCAAUAAUAGGACGCCACAAACCUUGGCAGGACGUCGUGAGGCUGAGACGACGCCAUCAAAACCCACAACACCUUCUCAUGCCGAGUAUCUUCUCAGAACUUCAAUCAAGAAGAGGUUCAUUCCUCAAAGCUCAUGGGAAAAGUUGGCAAAAUUGACUGGAAGUCCUGCCUAUCAAAGCUUACCCCAAAGAAGAGCAUCUUGCCCGUCGAAGCUGGCCUCCAACUCUCCCAGUGGUCGACGGAAGACAGCAUCAGUUCAAUCUACCCCCAUGAAGACGACUCUACGUCGAGCUUUGAGUCUUCCCCAGCCGUCGUUACAGAACGUGAGGAGACCAACUGUUGUCGAUAGCACAGCCAAGGAACAACAGCUAGAGCAAGAACAGCGCCAACCCAACUCACCAAAGGACACACGCAUUCCCUUCUCACAGCAGACCCCAUGGGCCGAUAGUAAGCUUUCUCAGUACGCUACACUGAGCCUAGGCAAAAUAUCUACAGACAGCCCUAUGUCAGAGUUGAAGGAAACGGACACUAUCGUCGCUGAAUCUAGCCCUGUGGAGCAGACACCUUGGACAAACGAGAUGGCCGAACUGCCGGCGAUACCCCUGGCCCUGACACCUGUUGUCGAAAUAGAGGAUCGCACGACAGUCGAAGAGCCAAACACACCAGCCAUUGCAUCUCAAGUUGAUGCGCCACUACAGGAUGCCUCUGCGGCAGCCACAACGGUCAUAGAAUCGACACCUGAGCCCCAAUUCUCGGUCAAGUCAUUUGCGUCCUUCAGAUCAACUUCCCCAGGGCAUGGUUCUCGAAGAAGCAAGCGCGCUGCUUGGAGGGGAUCGGGAAGUCGUAUGCCAAGCACGCAAGGUAUUCUGGCUUCCGCAACGAAGAAUCCUUGGGUGGUCAGGAGCUCUGAGCGUCGAGUCUCCUUCGCACCGCUACCCCAUGAGACUAAGGGAUACUCGAGUAGCCCAACAACGCCUUGCCCAUCUACGUCUAAGGGACGUCAAGGCUCACCACCACCUGAUACUCCUAUAUCUGAACUUCCUACCUCUGGAGAUGACAAGUUCCAUAAGCACUUUGAUGCCGUGGUGCGAGGACCUAUCAUCCGUCACAAACAGCGUUUGCUUCCAUCAGAAUCACAGCGUACAGUUGGCAGCCCAAUGCCAGAUGCCAUGGCAGAGGCUUUCCUUUCGGCAGACCAGUUGCGUCAAUCAGCUCCUCCUUCAGAUCCGACUAAGAGCGAUCGCGAGUCUGAUGAGUCGCAAGACCCUAUGGAAAUGGCGGAAGAUGUUUUCCGCGAGAUGGACCACGUCUUCGAAUGGAAUCUUAGUGGAACAGAAUCAUCACCCCAGAAGACUCAGGGCCAGCAAAGUCCAUGGUGA
Molecule: messenger RNA, 2835 nt
Organism: Fusarium subglutinans
Lineage: Eukaryota; Fungi; Ascomycota; Sordariomycetes; Hypocreales; Nectriaceae
Product: protamine p1
Exons: 1
Coding region: 1-2835 (944 amino acids)
Source: RefSeq, a predicted model, not a curated record